AUGACCAGUAUUGAAAAUUUGAUGGACUACCUUUCUAUAGGAGACGAUUCCGGAAGUCUUUGUUCGGAUGAUUUCAUUCCUUUAGAUGAGGAAAUUAAAUAUCUCGAAUCCUCUGAAGUAAAUCGUAUAAUCGACUCACCUACCGAGUUUUUGAAGUCAUGUUUCCCUAUGAUUUCUGAAUUUAUCGAUACGUUAAUGAAAGAAAAUAAUGAUAAUGUGGAAGUUGUUUUGAAUUUGCUUCUUAACGAGCAAGAUAGUUCAUACUUUCAAACAAAUUCAACACCAUCUUCCGUUUAUGUGAAGGAUCCUAAUGAUGAGGAUAAUUUCUUGGUUUCGGAAUCCCGUUUUAAACGUCGUAAAAAAAAACGACACAGGAAACCAAAACGAAACAUCAUAAUUCAAAAUAAUACAUUCCGUUCCUAUGCCAACGUAUCUUCGGCAUCAAAUAGCCCUGCAACACCGGGAUCAUCAACUUCGUCGUCAUCUUCUGCUUCACGUUGGGGUUGGGACACACCAUCACCGUUGACCUCACCGUUACAAUCAAAGAAUCAAUGGAAUUACCUUCAAGAUGACUCUUUUGAUGAAAAUCUGAGUCAAUUGACAACCGUGUUGCCCGACCACGAUUUCGAAAGCCUUAGGAAUGCCCUCAUUACUUGUAAGGGACAUUUUGACAAUGCGAUAGAUAUGUUAUUAUCUGCUAACAACAGUGUUUGGAACGGCAGUAAUGAGGCCAUCAAACUACGAAGCAAAGAUUUUAGGCAAACAUCUCAUACACCCUCUUUUUCGAAUGUUAUUAAGGAUCACAAUAGGCCCUCAUUACAAAUUCCGAUAAAAUUCAAUUUUUCAUCAAAUCGUAAUAAAUACAAGGUUUACGACGACGACGAUAAUGAUGAUGGGUUAGUAGAUCAUGAAGAUCGCUAUGAUCCAGUAUUUUGUCGUAUGAGGGCUCAAGAGUUCAUGGAAAUGCGAAGCGAAUCUUAUAAAAAAGCAUUCGAAUCUUAUCAAAAGUCCAAAGGUCAUCGUAGUGGAGAAGGCGGAAUUGCAUUUCAUUAUUCAACCGAGGGAAGGAAAUUUGAUACAGAAAUGAAAAGGUGGAACUUGAGAGCCGCCAGAUCGUCAGUUAGGUUAAAUAGUGAGAAAAGAAGAGAGGAGAAUGUUCUUGAUCUCCAUGGCUGUAGUGUGAAUGAAGCACUCACUAUAGUUAAAGAAAAGUUGAAUCAAUGGUACUCAGAAUCUGGCGGUACAUCGUUGAAACCAUUGAAGAUAAUUACAGGAUUGGGAAAACAUUCACCUAAUGGAGUGCCAAAAUUGCCUACAGCGAUCAAUAAAUUUUUGGUUAAGGAUAAUUGGAACGUUAAAGAGUAUAAAGGUUAUUUAAUAGUUGAUGGAAUAAAAAAUAAUCAUUAA
Messenger RNA from Funneliformis caledonium, 1407 nucleotides. The record is from the annotation of a GenBank genome assembly. NCBI's taxonomy places the organism in Eukaryota, Fungi, Glomeromycota, Glomeromycetes, Glomerales, Glomeraceae.